Molecule: messenger RNA, 2115 nt
Organism: Trichoderma asperellum CBS 433.97
Lineage: Eukaryota; Fungi; Ascomycota; Sordariomycetes; Hypocreales; Hypocreaceae
Biological process (GO): cell wall organization
Cellular component (GO): cell surface; fungal-type cell wall; extracellular region
Molecular function (GO): glucan endo-1,3-beta-D-glucosidase activity
Source: RefSeq, a predicted model, not a curated record
AUGCAGCGCUACGGUUCGCAUGGCAACUCUCCCGAGAGAGAGCCUCUCGACGCCUACCAUGGCCCCCCAAGCCCUGCCUACCCCCACGAGACUCCCUAUCACGACAGUGUCUCGCCUCAGCCUCAGCACUACCGCCAGCCUCCGCCUCCUCCAGUGCCCUCGCACCAGGACCACGGCUACGAAUACGACGACGACGGCCAUGCGCCUCCACCGCCUCAGCACCACCAGGGCAACGCCGGCUACUUUGCCAGAGGCGAUGAUGGCCACUAUGACGGGUAUGCGCAACAGACCAGACCAAACCCCAACUCCCGUGGAUACUCCCAAAACAAUGUGACGCCCGGCUCUGACAACUUCAGCGACAUGGCCGCGGGAGGAAUGGCCGGCAUUGCCUACGGCGUAGCAGAGCGAAACGCGCGAGAGAGCGGCAUGCAGGCCAUGCACGGCGGCCUGCCUCCUCCGCCAUCCCACGCGCGAUAUCCCGACGGCGGCAACGGCUACGGCUUUGGCGGCUACCACCAGGACUCCGAGCAGGGCUCGCGCACCAGCUUCAACCCGCUGGGCAUGCCGGGAGCCAACAGCUCGCGCUCGCCUUCUCGCAGCGCACGGGAUUCGCGCAGCGCACGAGACCCCUAUGCCGACGACCACUACCCUCAGAUGUAUGCCGCGGGCUCUCGAAAUAGCAAUCCGAUGCUCGGCAUAGUCAAUCCUAAUGAGAUUGUGGACGACGGCGACGACGGACUGGACUAUUCCCGGCGUAGUCAGCGGAAUUCCACCCUCGGCGCGUCUGAUGCGGCAAAGGGAGCUGCGGCGGUGACGACGGCGGCUGUUGGAGCUGGAGCGAUUCGAAGUGCGUUGGGACGCAGUGCAAAAGCAGCCGAUGGCAGUGGCAAUCGCGCAGGAGGCGAAGGCGGCGGCAUCUUCGACAAUGGUAGCCCCGAAGAAAAGUCGGCCUGGAUGGCGCAGCACACCUCCCAAAGCAAGAAAUGGCGCUGGGCCAUCUCCAUCAUCGUCAUCCUGUUGAUUAUCGGCGGUGUCGUUGGCGGCGUCGUCGGAAGCCGCGUUGCCAACAAAAGCGGUAGCAAGUCUGGCAACGGCAGCGGCAGUUCUAAAGGCGGAAGUGGAAGUGGAAGUGGCAGUGGCGGCGAUGACGGCGGUGAUCUCAACAUCAACAGCCAGGAGAUCAAAGACCUGCUCAACAACCCCAACCUGCACAAGGUCUUCCCUGGAAUCGACUACACGCCUCUCAACACCCAGUAUCCCGCCUGCUUGACUGAUCCUCCUUCGCAGAACAACAUCACUCGAGAUGUGGCUGUUCUCAGCCAGCUGACCAACAAGAUCCGUCUCUACGGCACUGACUGCAACCAGACGCAGAUGGUCCUCCACUCCAUCUCUGCUCUCGAGAUGACUAGCGACAUCAAGGUCUGGAUGGGCGUCUGGCAGGACAACAACGCCACUACCAAUGCUCGCCAACUUGCGCAGAUGUGGGACAUUCUGGACAAGUACGGCGACGAUCCCUUUGAAGGCAUUAUCGUUGCCAACGAAGUGCUCUUCCGCCAGCAGUUCACCGUUGCCAGCCUAGGCGAACUGCUCGACGACGUGCGAACAAACCUCACCAAGAAGAAGUUCGAUCUCCCAGUCGCUACCUCCGAUCUGGGCGACGACUGGACUCAAGCUCUCGCCGACGACAGUGACUACAUCAUGGCCAACGUCCACCCGUUCUUUAGUGGAACAACGGCAACCGAGGCUGCUGACUGGACCUACAGCUUCUGGAAAGAUCACGACGGCCAGUUCUGGAAGUCCGACAAGUCCAAGAACAUCAUCUCCGAGACCGGUUGGCCCACUGGAGGCGGCCAAGACUGCGGCGGCCCCAGCACUUGCGACCACCCAGCCGUGGCUGGCAUCGACGAGCUCAACACGUUUAUGAGCGACUGGGUGUGUCAGGCCCUCGAGAACGGCACAAACUACUUCUGGUUCGAAGCCUUUGACGAGCCGUGGAAGGUCAUCUACAACACUGCCACCGAGGCAUGGGAGGAUAAAUGGGGCCUCAUGGAUGCCAACCGCAAGCUCAAGGACGGUGUGAAGAUUCCUGACUGCGGCGGCAAGACAGUUUCGUGA